UCUGAAUACGAUACUUACUUCAUUUUCUGUAUUUUUUAUUUAGUGAUUCGCGAAUACUUGGUUACAAUUUCGAAAUUGAGUUCUGUGUGAUUUUAGAAUUUUUUCUGGACAGGCUCUGCGUUAUAAUUUCAGGCAUAUAUAUAUAUAAGGUGGAUUCGCGUCAAGAUGGAGAAUAGAUUCACAACUGUAAUUUCCGGAAUUUCUGGAAAAUUUCCAGAUUGCGAAAGUGUUACUGAAUUUAGUUCUAAGCUCUACAGUGGAAAAUCUUUCAUGUCUUUAGCACCCGACAGAUGGCCAAUUAAUUACAGAUACAAAUAUACUGACAUCGUGCUUCCACCAGCCACUGGCAAAUUUAAACUUCUGAAAGAAUUUGAUCCGGUGGUAUUCAGAAUGAACAAAAUCACAGCCGAAUGUACCGAUGCAAUAACGCGUAAAAUUCUAGAACCAUCAUUUGAAGCUGUGAUGGAUGCUGGACUUAAUCCUUAUGAUUUAGAUGGUAGAAACAUCGGAGUUUUUAUGGCAUAUAGUCAUAGUGACUCCGAGUCAAGAGCGAUUUCUGAUUCCUGCGAAGGUCGACUUUAUGUGCUUGGCGCCAGUAAAACAAUGAUGCCGAACAGAGUGUCAUUUGCACUAAAUUUGAGAGGACCAAGUUUCACAUUUGGAAACGAUAUAUUCGGUAAUUUGAGUGCACUUAAUGAAGCUUAUGACAGCGUGUCAAAAGGUCGUGUGGAAGCUGCUAUCGUUGGUAUUUGUACAUGUGUGCAGCAUCCUAUGUUGAGUGUGAACUUGACGAAAAUGAAUGUCCUCAGUCCGGAUUCAGAGACUCGAGUGUUUGAUAAAAAUGCAAAUGGCUACGGUAGAAGUGAUGGAUUGGUAACAUUAUUUAUUCAAAGGGCUGAUGACGCAAAACGUAAUUACGCAACAAUAGAUUUCAGCGGUUUCACUUAUUUCGGAUCAAAUCCUAAUUCGUAUUUCAAUUUUGAUGAAAAUUUAUUAAGAGAUGCAAUAGAUGAUUUAUACAAGCGAAAAAAUUAUGAAACUACCGAUGACAUAUCAUUUAUUGAAAUGAGUGCUUGUGGUUUAAAAAUGUACGACAAAAUAGAAUCGAAUUUUAUUGCUGAUACGUUAUGCAAAAAUAGAAAAAAUCCUUUGCUUGUCGGUUCAGUAAAAAGCAACGUUGGCAUGACUGAUUCCACAGGUCCUUAUGUUAGCGUAAUUAAAGCUAUACUUGCUUUAGAAUCCGGCAUCAUAGCUCCUAACCAAAAUCUCAAUGAGAUUAACGACCAGAUUAAGGCAUUUGCUGAGAAUAAAUUAGAGGUUGUAACUAAACCUACGCCAUUACUCAGCGAUAAGAUUGUAGUCAAUUCAGUUGGGAUCACCGGUGCCUUGAGUCAAGUUAUACUGAAACAAAAUUCGAAGAAAAUGUUGGAAAAUACUUCCUCCGCUGACGACCUUCCCAGAUUGGUUUUAGCUUGCGCGCGUACGGAAGUUGGAAUGGAAAAUUUGCUUAAAAAAUUGGAACAGAUCAAUUUUAAUGUGGAAUUCAUAUCAAUGGUAAAUGACGUAUUUUGUAAAGACAUGCCUUAUCACAUAUUUCGAGGGUACUCCAUCGUGUCGUCGGAUAUCACCUACCAGAAGAAAAACUCAUUUGAUGUUAAAGGAAACAAAACUCGACCCGUAUGGUUCCUAUUUUCUGGUAUGGGUUCCCAGUGGAAUGGUAUGGGCGAAGGUUUGUUGAAAAUUCCCAUCAUUGCAGAAACUGUGAAAAAGUGCGAUGAAGUGUUGCAAAGGGUGGGUGUUGAUAUAUACCACAUUUUGACCACCACUGAUCCAACUAUAUUCGAUAACAUUAUGCAUUCUUUUGUCGGGAUCAUCACGAUUCAAAUCGCUCUCGUUGAAGUUCUAAAAGCAUUAGGCAUCAAACCAGAUGGUAUAAUUGGCCAUUCUGUGGGUGAAAAUGCUUGUGCUUAUGCCGACGGAUGUUUGACUCUCGAACAAGCUGUGUUAUCAUCGUAUGCUCGAGGAAUGGCGUCCAUCCAAACAAAAACAAUACGUGGAAUGAUGGCUGCAGUUGGGAAAGGAUACAAUCAAAUAAAAAAUGACCUACCUGAAAGUAUUGAAGUCGCAUGUCACAACUCAGCUACCAGUUGCACAUUGAGUGGACCUACAGAGGACGUUGAAAAUUAUGUCAAACAAUUACAAGAACAGAAGGUAUUCGCCAAAGCUGUCAACGUCGCUAAUAUAGCCUACCAUUCCAAGCAUAUUGCUCCUGCUGCUCCUAAUCUUUUGGCUCGUUUAAAAGAGGUGAUUCCAACUCCAAUUAAACGUUCGCCAAUAUGGGUGAGCACUUCGGUAGCGGAAUCGGAUUGGGAUAAACCUUUGGCUCAGUAUUGUUCGGCGGAGUAUUUGACGAAUAAUCUUUUAAAUUGCGUUAUGUUUGAAGAAGGUAGCAAACAUAUACCACCAGAUGCUCUAGUCAUUGAAAUAGCUCCUCAUGGCCUACUACAGGCCAUUAUGAAACGAUCGUUACCAGAGACGUGUUCCAAUGUCGCUCUCACCAGAAGAAAUGCAGAAGGACAGAAUAUAGAAAAUAUUCUUUCUGCUAUUGGAGAAAUGUAUAUUCAUGGAUUAGAUGUAAACGUUAACGCAUUGUAUCCGAGCAUAGAAUAUCCUGUUUCACGAGAAACACCCUCCAUCGCACAAUUGGCAAGAUGGCAUCAUUCUACUGCAGAUGCUGGAAUUUUCCGUGUUGAUUUGGUCGGAUGUCAUAGUGGAGAUCCAGUAACCAUCCAAAUUAACAAUGACUCAAAAUAUCAUUAUUUGAAAGAUCAUCAAAUUAAUAAUCAAGUCAUUUUGCCGACUUCAUUUUUCAUGUAUCUUGCAUGGUGGGUAUUCUCUGUUCUUCAAGCCAAGACGCUUGAUUCGCAUCCAGUAAUUUUUGAAAAUGUGAAAUUAUGCAAGAACGUUUCGAUUUCAUUGGCCAAACCGAAAAAAUUCGCCGUUUUCUUUCAAAAAGGAAGUGGUAGAUUCGAAAUUGUGAAGCACAUUAAAUCAGGUCAUAAAAAGAAACUGACCGAAAUAAUGUCUGGAACCCUGUAUCAACCUUCAGAACUAACCCCAACAACCGUUGAUGAAACUAAUCUUCAAAACAUCAAGUAUACCAUUUCAAGCGACCAGCUCUAUAAUGUUUUCAAAUGCGCAGGAUACCAGUUGAAAGGCAUGUUUUGCAGUUUGGAAGAAAUGAAAUAUGAUAAAGAAGAUAGCUACGCAAAGAUAAGAUGGUGCAAUAAUUGGGUAUCUUUCUUAGAUUCUUUGCUGAAGUUCAACAUGUUUUCCGAAAUGAAAAAUAAAAAUGAUUUGCUAUAUACAUACAAAAUAAGAAAACUUGAAAUUUCUGCCGAUCAGAUUUCAUCUCUAGAAAAUGGAUCGAUUAUAAUGUGUCAUAGACAACAUAACACCAAUAUUACAACUUGCAAUGGUUUAAAGAUGUAUACAGUUGUAAACAAGCGUUUUUCGUUGAGCAGGUGCGAUAUAGGACUCAAAUGCGAGGGUUUACGUUUUGUUUCUCAUACAAAUCCAAGAUGUCAGAGCGUGGAAGAAUUUUUAAAUUUAUGUUUACAAAUCGCUGUCGAUAAUAUGAACUAUUACAUGUCGAAGAAAAGUAGAGAUGAUGCCAAGUUGAAUGUAAUUAUGGUAAACAACCUUUCGUGUUUCCAUACCUUGAAAAAUAUUAUGAAAAACCGUGAUGCGUUGAAGACGGAAGUACUUUUUCAUGAUGUGGAGCUGGCAUCAUUGAAAAAAUAUGUCAAAAAUGACGAAUGUUACAUGCUGAUAAUCGAUGACUUGGAUAUGGAUAUAGGAAAAUUUGUUGUAGAUGCGUCAUUCCUACUGGCAACUUCGUCGAAUGAUUCUUCUAUGAGACUUACCAAAAUUGAAGAAAAUUUUGUACUCAUCACUAAACAGCAGUUCUUGCACAAAAUAUUCUAUUUGUAUAGAAAAAAAUCUUUUAUUGAGGAAGACAACGUUCAAAUACAAAAUGCAGAUUGGUCAAAAUAUGAUGUUCCAAAACGAAAUGAAAGCGAGCUCACGUGUAUUGUCAAGCAAAGUAUCAAUUCAACUGACUUAUCUUUGAUGCUUAAUGAAACUAUGAUCCCUUCUGAUUCAAGGUAUUUGUUUGUUAUGGAUAAAAAUACGCCAACCGAAUCAGUUCUAAAAAGUGAACUCACUCGAGAUUCUUCGAUAUCAGUGCUGCAAAAGGGAGAAUGGGGUUCGUAUCGAAGUAUUUCAGAAAAUCGGUCAAAAUUGGAAGAAAAUCCAAAAAAUAACGCUGAUCUACCUGGAGAUAUUCAGAUGGAUUCAGUGUAUUUGAAGUAUCUAGGCUGCGAUAAAGAAAUCGAACAAUCUGAAGACAACAAAAUUUGGAAUUGCGGAAUUGAAUACUCCGGAGUACAAGAUACUGGGGAAAGAGUAAUGGGUUUGGCUGUAGUCAAUUCCAAUGAACCUAUAACCAAACCGGAUUCUAUUCUGAAAUGGACACCACCGAAUGAUUGGAGUCUGGAAGAUGCAGCUACUGUACCUUUCAUUUACACGCAAGCUUAUUACAUUCUGGAUGCGCCAGUAAUUCGGGGCCAACAAUACCUGAGUUCGGUUUUGAUCAACGUUAGCGAUGAAGGACCUUUUUGUGAAGCUUGCAUCUCGAUUUGUCUUAGUAGAAAGUAUAUAGUUUACGUCAGCGUGUCCAGUGACGAAGAAGCUGAUUUGAUAAAGAAAAAAUUCCCACAACUUGACGAAAAACGAAUAUUCAAUUUGGAAAAAUGCUCAUUUCAAGCCGAAAUAUUGAAAUUGACCAAUGGUUUCGGAGUGAGUCUUGUUGUGAAUUGCUUGCCCGGAAUCGAAAGUAUACAAGAAUCCUUGAAUUGCGCCGGCGAUCUCAGCUAUUGUAUCCAAAUUGGUAAAACAAAUGACUGGGAAUCACAACUAUUAGAAUUAUACCCAUUUUUGAAAGCCCUUUCAUUUCUCAUGAUUCCAAAUAAAAUAUUGAAACUACUGGCCAGACUCCCAGAUGAGGAAAAACAAAACUUAAAAAGUUUGGUGGAAGAUGGAAUUAGGAGUGGCAUCGUGGUACCAUUUAAAAGUAAUGUUCAAAUUCAAGGAAUGUCUGAAAAUAAUCAAUUUCCGAAAAAAGAUCAUAUUAAGACUAUUUUCAAGUGGUUACGGAAUAGUGAAUUGUGCCGCAAUAUGAAUCAAAAGAUACGCUUCGAUAAUAAUCAUUCUUAUAUUAUUCUUGGUGGUGAAAAAAAGAACUAUUCUUGGUUCGAAUUACUGGAAUGGCUGAUGAGCAAAGGUGCUCGAAAAUUCAUUGCCUCAGUUGAUAACUUCUUUGUUGGACCAAAUAUAUCGCACAAAAUAAACCGUUUAUUGAAUCAGAAAAAAGCAACGAUUAUACUGAGCUCAUCUCGAAAAACUGAAACCCUUCAAGAUGCCGAAACUCUGGUCCAAGAUGCUAAUAAAAUGGCUCCCUUGGAAGCUGUAUUCUUCGCAUCGGUGGAAUCAAUAGGCAAAAAAGCCCAUAAUAUGGACUUGGCAACUCGAAAACUCAACCCAAAUAUUCAUCUUGUGAGUAUAUUCUCUGGCGGUCUUAAAGAAUGCGAAUCAAGACGAUUUGCAGGAUCACCUGCAGUUGUAUUUCAUGGUAAUAGAUCAACGCAUAAAUUAUCUGCUGUUUUACCUCUCAUCGACGACGUUCUGUCCCAAUUCGACAAUAGCAAUUCGCCUACUCUUUAUCGUUUCAAAAAUACAGAAAACAAAACUGCUGAGUCAGCGUUGAGGAAUUAUUUGCCUCACGAUGUUAAUAUUUUUGAGAAAAUCGCUGAUGACUUAUCGGAUAAAUUGGAAUUUGUUGAAGUCACCACAAAAGCACCCCGAUAUUCAAAUCUAAAAGAUUGCUUCCCAAUUUUCAUAAUUUCCACUCUUGGCCCUAAGCCAUUGAAAAGUUUGUUGUCAAACCUUAUGAGCCCAGCUUUUUGCUCUAGCAUUGGAAUGAGUAAAUUUUCUAUAAAAGAAUCAGCUGCAAAGUUAUACGAAUCUCUGAAUAGCAUCCAAAGUAAAGCAGGAGUUACUCUCUUAUCGGAAACGUGGGCUACUCCGAUAGCUUUUGAGUUGAUAAAACUAUUGGAUCAGGAUAAAAGAAAAUAUCGACUAUUUGCCUUAGAAGGUAAUCCGCUCACUUGGAAGGAUCGUAUUAGAAGCCUAGGUCCAAUGAAUUCGAGUCAAUUUGAAAAUUACCUAAUCGCUGAAUUAUUUAAUAUUUACCCUGAGAUCCGUUUGGAUACUUUACUGGGAGUGAACAAGCCAUUACCUGAAAAAAUAUCAGAUUAUUUGUAUAGUCAAAAUUAUCCAUCUGUUAAUAUUGUUAGUAUUUCAAAAGUACUUGAAUCCAUUCAGCUUGGAUUAGAAAUGAUGUUGAAAUAUGAAUACAAUGACGAAUGUAUCAAAAAUACCAUCUCCUUGCUACAAAAUCCAAACGAAAAUAAACCAUUACGGAUUUCUGUCACGAGUGAAAUGUUCAUACAUGAAGAAGAAAAUUAUCAGAAAUUUUUAAGCAGUUAUGAAGUGUCGAAAAAAAUUAAUGGCAAUAUUUUAUACACCUUAUGGUAUGACUGAGAAAUGAACUAAACAGUUAUGUACCUACUUAAAUAAUUCGCUAAUAUUGUGCCAAUACACUAUUAAUUUCUGUUCUAAA
Molecule: messenger RNA, 6742 nt
Organism: Planococcus citri (citrus mealybug)
Lineage: Eukaryota; Metazoa; Arthropoda; Insecta; Hemiptera; Pseudococcidae
Product: fatty acid synthase-like
Exons: 36
Coding region: 166-6663 (2165 amino acids)
Biological process (GO): fatty acid biosynthetic process
Molecular function (GO): fatty acid synthase activity; oxidoreductase activity
Source: RefSeq, a predicted model, not a curated record